Molecule: messenger RNA, 1694 nt
Organism: Lolium rigidum
Lineage: Eukaryota; Viridiplantae; Streptophyta; Magnoliopsida; Poales; Poaceae
Product: protein LTV1 homolog
Exons: 5
Coding region: 1-1467 (488 amino acids)
Biological process (GO): ribosomal small subunit biogenesis; ribosomal small subunit export from nucleus
Cellular component (GO): preribosome, small subunit precursor; nucleus; cytosol
Source: RefSeq, a predicted model, not a curated record
AUGGCAGGAGAAGCAGCAGCAGCCCGCGGCCGCAAGGCCCGCAACUUCGCGACCUUCCGCCUCUUCCCCCGCGACGGUGCCGCCGGCCCCGACGACCGCGUCUUCGUCCGCGUCGACAACAACGCCUACACCAUCCCCGGCUUCGGCGACGACCAGGACCCUCCCCUCUCCCCCACCGCUGCCGCCGACCAGCUCCCUUCAUCCACCUCUGCCCCCCUCCCCGACCACGUCCGCCAGCAGAUCCUCGAGCUCGGCCUCCCCGACGACGGCUACAACUACCUUCUCCAUCUCCGCGAGCUCCGCCCCGCCGCUGCCGCCUCCUCCUUCGUCCCCAGCCAUACCGCCCGCCCCGAGCCGCUCCCCCUCGACGUGAAGGCGUAUGAUGCAAGCAAGGUGCGAGUUGCUUCCGGCAAGGCCGAGGAAGAGUUGGACGAGGGGAGGACCAUGUGUAAGGUGGCCGCAAAGACUGCACCGGUGAGGCGGGUUGGGAAGGCCAUCGACCCUGACGUUGCAAGGUUGCUAGAUGAGAGCGAUGAUGAGGGUCUGGAGGAGGAUUUUGUCAUCAUGGCCAACCAAGCCGAAGGGGAUGAGGUGGACGAUGAAGAGGAGGAAGAGGGUGGUGGUGUGUUCAGUGAUGUGGAAGAUGAUGAGGGGUUCGAGGAUGAAGAGAGUGAGCCCAGGCAGAGGGUGCCGAGGCUGCUGGACGAACAGUUUGAUUUGCUUGCUUUGGAAGAAUAUGGAGAUAGUGAUGAUGAUGCUGGAGGUGUUAGAGAUGGGGAGCAUGAAUUGCCAAACGAGGUUAUAGAUGAAUUGAAAUUGUUCCACAAUCAAAAUGUAUGCAAUGAUGAAGGGUACAGAACGCCAGGAGAUUUUGUUCGUAGAAAGCUUGACACAACCACCGCAGAGGAGGUGGAUGAAUCUGCUAAUGUGAUCCAGAAGUGUGCCGAGUAUGCUGAAAAGUAUUUAAAUGACCCCGCACAAGAUGAAGAGGUCGUGCUUGUUUCAGAAAGCAGUGAUGAGUCUGAGGUUUGGGACUGUGAGUCCAUUGUUUCCACCUACUCUAACUUGGACAAUCACCCUGGAAAAAUUCAAGCUCCAAGAAAACCUAGAAAUCUGCUUCCCAAAGUUUUCCCUGGGGAAACAGCCACAACGAAAGAUAUCAUCAAGCUUCAUGGAAAAGAGAAACUUCCAGUUGAUUACCUACCACAGAGGAAAAGAAAGAGUGAAAAGGAGAAGAAACCAAAACCUGCAGAAGCAGAACCAGAAGCUCCAGAUACUGAAUAUUUCAAGAAGGUUGUUCAGAAGGAAACAAAGGAUGAAAAGAAAGCAAGAAAGUCUGCUGUAAAAGAAGAGAAGAGAGAAGCCCGGAAAGCAAAGAAAGAACUCAAAGAACUGUACAAGUUUGAGACACAAAAGGCUCAGAAAGUUGCUGCUGUUACAGGGCCAUCUUCCAUACGGCUAAAGUAAUUGUACUGUCAGAUAUGUAAUAUGUUUCCUACUAUACUAGGAUGUCUGGACUGUUGAAGUAUUAAAGAUAUACUUCGGGGUAAGAUGCCCGCCCCCUGAUGAUACCUGUCAUGUUUGUGGUUUUUGUCAGUGAUCAGAAGCAGUGAAUGAGUUUACUGCUAGAUAUCUUUAGUUUUGUGUUACCUUCAUGAGAAAUAUUAUGACAGGGGCAUUGCAAGAACACCACA